This is a messenger RNA of Paramuricea clavata, 4033 nucleotides long. NCBI's taxonomy places the organism in Eukaryota, Metazoa, Cnidaria, Anthozoa, Malacalcyonacea, Plexauridae. The record is from the annotation of a GenBank genome assembly.
UCAAUUGACGAUCGACUGUAGUUUUGGAUAAAGGAAUAACAUUAGCCAUCUUCCAUUGUUCUGGAAAAACGCCAGAGGACAAUGAUAAGUUAACCAACCGUGUGAAAUAACAUAGUCCCAAAAAUAUGCAGGAAAUGCCAUUUCAGAAGACUUAAUUUUUAUUAUUUUUUCCCAGAAGAACUAGAUUUCAAUUCACUGAACAGUCUCCCUAAAUUUUACCUCCAGUGGUUGGAGGCCCAAGGCACACAGGCUAUAACUAUGUAGGCAUGCAAUUUAAUAUCUGAAAAUAUGAAAUGGGUGGUAACUGCAUGGGACAGGCAUUAAACAAAGUGUUAACUAAUUAGCUUCAAAUGUUAUGCACCUAUCUUCACAGACUAGCACUGUUAGAGUGACAUUGUUUCUAUGCUUUUUAGGAAAUCACAAACAAUUGUCCAUUUCUCGGUGGAAUCCUUCAGCUCUGCAAUCAGUUUUUCUUACAUAACAUGGCAAAACUCAAGUGGCCCAACCGCUUUUAAUGUUCACAUGUCCAAAGUUACAUUCCAGCACUGCACUCUUGAACAUGUCAACUUCCAGUUUACUGGCUUAAACACAAACUUAUUAAUACAAAAUACUGCAGUAAGCCACUGUUCCUCACAAAGUACUGAGAUCCCAUUAUUUUUCAUGCAGAUAUUGUACAACUAUAGCACUAGUAUAUUUAUACAGAAUUCAACAUUUUCAUAUAACAAAAGUCCUAUUAUUUAUGCUAUGCAAUUUCAAGAAAUAUUUAUGGAGGACACAUUGUUUCUCAAAAACGGAAAAGACAUUUCCAGUUUGCCAUUGCUCACAGUUAGCGGUUCAUCUGUGGUUCUGAAAAACUCCAUUUUUAACCACACUUUGGGAACAUCCAUCGAAGUUAAAAAUGUGAAAAAUUUUAAAGCAAGCAAAGUUGUAUUUCUCUCUAACAAUGGGUCCAUUGGAAGUUGUUUGGUGGUGAAAAGACAUAGUAAUGUCAGUUUGGUGGAUACAAUAUUCAAACAAAAUACAAAUCCUGUAGUGUUUGUCAAAGACAAUGAUGGUAUCAAUAUUUUACUCAAGGUUUGGUUCAUUUCUUGCUUUGCCUUUACUCAUUUCUUCAAUUUUUCCAACUUUUCCAACCUUCCCUUUCUUCCUUUACUUCUUUCCAUCUUUCUUUGAUUCCUUCUUUUCUUCUACCUUCUUUUCUCCCUUUCAAAUCAUUUUCCAUUUUCCCCCAUGUCUCCUCAUUUCUUUACAUCCAAUUUUCAACCUGUAUCUUUCUUCCUUUCAUGCUUCUACCCAUAUUCCCUUUUCAUUCCCCCCCCCCCCCUUAAUUUCUUCUCUUCACACAAAAAUUCUAUUUAGACGUGUAGCUUUGGUUGCAUCCAAAGUAGAGAAGGAAUUAAUCUUCCAUUUCUGAAAGCUUCAUCUGGAUCCAACAUUACCGCCACAAAUUGCAGCAUUGCAAAAUCAUGCUCAGGUUUGUUGAGAACAUGCAUGCAGUGUUGCACCAAUUUAUAUCCUAGAGACAAAUCUUCAGUCUCAGUGUAAACACAAGACAAGCUAACUAGAAUUAGAACUAGCUAGAAACACGUUACAUAAUCUUGACAAUUGUAAAUGGGGACAAAUCAUGCUAGAUGUUUUCCUUAUGUCUAAUGCCGUAUUUACACAUCCUAAUACUGUUUGCUGUGUUUACCAAGGGCUAGAAAAUAUAUUUCUCUUCCAAAUAGAAAUUUCCUGUGCAAGUCGAAUAUAAAACUUCCUGUAUCUGUAGAUUUCAGAGAACGUAUAUGGUGCCACACAAUGUGUAAACAAUUGUAGUGGACAAUCUCGACUUACAAAAUGCUUUUGUAAACAAUAAGAAAAUUAUAUGGCAUUCCAGUAUAUAAGAUGACAAACAAUUCCUGCAAGAUGUAAGAAAAUUUCCUGCGAAGAUAUUUUGUCUAAAAUUUUCUGGCAGCGGUGCUGCUGGCGUUGCCAGACAUUUUCUAUGUCAUUUUUCUGUGAGCAGGCUAGACAUUUUCCAGCACUGGUAUUUACACAGACAUAUAUUAUAAGACAAACUAUCAUUUCCUUGGCCAAGUUCGUCCAGACGAAUCAUACAUCUCUAGGAACAUUUUUUAUGAAAACUAAAUAUGCACUUGUCCUUACAUCCUGGCUAACGCCGGAUGAUUUUACUCCAAUUUCUAUAGUGCAUUGCAACAAUGGUGAAUUGGUAAAGUCUAAUCUAUAUUGUGAAAAAUGUCAGCCUGGCAGUUUCUCAUACGAUGAAACAAACAACAUCUUGUCUGAUUCCUGCCGAAGGUAGGUUCAAACUGGAUGUUGACACUUAUAGUUUUACACUUUACACUUCACAACUUUUGACUAAAACUGUCGCAUGCAACCUGCGUGCUUGACUUACAGAGUCAGAGAGUACAAGUCAAGCUGUAAGCAGGUUGCAUGUGGCAGUUUUAGCCAGAAGUUGUGUGGUGUAAAUCGGCCUCAAUUAUAGCCAUACAGAUGACACGAAAAACACAGGAUUAUACGUCUGCAUAUAACGAAAAGAACCUUUUUGUCACUCUGCAGGAUAUAUAGUGCUCAGUGAAAGAAAAAACUUAUUUGCAAAGAAAAAAUUUAUUUUUACAGUUGCCCUGAAGGGACAUACACAUCCAGUACUGGAAGUACAAAUUGCAGUCUGUGUGGAGAAGGCACGUACGCUCCGAAAUCAGGGUAGGAUAUGUUUUUUUAUUAAGAAUAAUAGCAAACUGUACAAGGCUUUCGAUAGGUUUUAGAAAGUGUUCAGUUUUACCAUGCAGAUGUUGGUCGCCUUUAGAAAUAUCUACAUCUCCUAAUUUUAUUAAGAUUUAAGUGCCAUAAAAAGUUGUGUUUUACUAUAGGAAUGAGCAAUGUAAAAAGUGUACCAACGAUUUUUUCACAUCAGAUGCCGGUGCGAAAAGCUGCUCAAAAAGUAGGUUUAUCAUUUUGAUUUUUUGCCAUCAAUGCACAAUUGAGGGUUGCGGCAAGGGUCUUCAAUUUACCAGUGAAAUCAUCAGGCGCAAAAAAUCCAUUUCAUGGCUGAGCGGUUUUUUUCUCGUGUUCUUUUCUAGUGACUCUAGAAUUUAUUUUAAUUGUGGCAGCAACCAUUCCACUGAUUGUCAUACCACUAUUCCUGCUAUUCGGCAAAAUUCUCAAGAACAGAAGUUUAAAAUUGACAGCACGGUUGCAGUGUGGCAAAAGAUACGACAGAUUUGGGCAGAAUGUUACGACUAAUGCAGUAAAAGACGUGUUUUCGCAAGAAGAAGAGUACCAUUAAUUAGGGUUUAGUAGACUCGGAUGUAAACAUGCUUUUGAAGUAUGUCGCAGAUAACUUAUUAAAAUGUCGCGUUUCAGUCGUUCAAUCUAGUUUAAAACAGAUUUAAAAGAAAUAUACUAAAUGUUCAAUACUAAAUGUUCAAAUGUUCAAUAUACUAAAUGUUCUUUAAAAGAAAUAUACUAAAUGUUCAAUGGUAGUAAAAAUUCAAAUUAUUAAAACCUACUCAACUGUUUGCAUUUUACUCAGAAGUAAUUUAUUUCCACCGACAAAGUUUCUGACAAAUGAUUUCUGCAUGGUUUGCUCACCUUAGGUUUUGCGUAGCACGGCUAGGAAACAAUGUUUCUGUGACUUUUUCCAAUGGCCGUUAUUUUUUGUGAAAAGCAGCGCAUGACUUUCAUAGCACUCCUCUUCGAUAUAAUACCAGAAGUUUAUUCCUUAUGACUAUACUGGCAUACGUGAAAGGGCAUCACUCUUUUAUAUUGCGGUAUAAACCGGCGACUGUUGUUUUGUUAAAAGAACAAACUUCAAUUAGCCUGUUUUGAAAAGGUUUCAUCUUCUGCACAUAAGCUCAUGUCUCCUCUUCGACUUCAUUAACAAUAGGUGAGCCAGGAGGAUCUUGAGUCAUUUCAGUAUCUGCAGGUUGUACUGAGAUGUCCUGUUCUGUAGAUUGAUCCAUUUCUUCAGCUGCUUCACUCGAACCAACUUCGCCUUGAGGUGGCCGUGGGAUUGAUUGCUGCUGCUGGUACU